Morus notabilis is the source of this 966-nucleotide messenger RNA. RefSeq names its product transcription factor WER. Bases 142 to 858 code for a protein of 238 amino acids. The transcript has 3 exons. Lineage: Eukaryota; Viridiplantae; Streptophyta; Magnoliopsida; Rosales; Moraceae. The record is from RefSeq and is a predicted model, not a curated record.
UCUAGAUAUAUCUACGAAAUAAUGAUAUAAAUACAGGCAAGUGCUAAGGGCAAUAACUAUUUAUCUCCGACAAGUGAGAGAAGUGAGAGAUCUAGAGAGAGAGAGAGCGAGAGAGAGAGAGAGAUCUAGAGAGCGAGGGUGAUGGGAGAGAGACGUCCUCGGAUCAGUGGUGGCUCCGAUGAAGGUUCGAGUAGGCGGUGGACAGCCAUGGAAGACAAAACUCUAACUGAAUACAUUAGAAUCAACGGUGAAAGACAAUGGAACUGCCUUCCUCAAAAUGCGGGACUCAAGAAAUCUGGGAGGAGUUGCAGGCUGCGAUGGUUGAAUUAUCUCAAACCGGGUAUUAAGAGAGGAAACAUCAGUCAAAAAGAAGAGGACACCAUAAUUAGGCUUCACAAAAACCUGGGCAACAGAUGGUCUGUAAUAGCAGGAUUGCUUCCAGGGCGUACAGACAAUGAAAUCAAGAACUAUUGGAACACAAAAAUCAGCAAAAAGAUCAAAGAAGAUGAUUGCAAGGCCGACUCUACCACUUCCAGUGAUCCUAAGCCAUCAAUUGGUCAUGAAUCCUUAGAAGUGCCAAACCUCACAACGAAACAGCAAUUAGGCCUCUGUGAGGUGCCACAAACAAGCCUAAACGAGAGCGAUGAAACAAGUAUUCCGUCACCUGAAGAAGCGCGGAUGGAACUUGAGGACGACCCGGUGGCUGCACAACCCCGGGACAUCUAUGGGGUCGUCCAUGAGCAUUUUGAGACUAUAUUAUCGCCGGUUAGGAUCUGCGAGGACAAGUGGCAACUCAUGCAUGAUGAUGUUUGGAUGGAUUUUGAGAUAUGGAACACCUUUCCUGAUCAACAAUAUUGAUUUUACUCUAGCCCUAUAAAUAUUGUGGUUCAGAUAUUGCUGGUUGGUUCUUGUUUUCUGGGCUUGAUCUCCUCUAAUUGUUAUGAAUGCGUUGCUUGUAAAUAAAAA